AUGGCUUCUCACACUGUCUACCGCUUGACUUCCCGAGACGGCUUCGAUGGGCUCCAGGCUUUCACGGAGCCAAUUCCCACAGCCGGAAAAUACGAAAUUCUCGUCAAAGUGCGUAGUGUCGCAUUAAACUACCGAGAUGUUGCCAUUGCGACUUCUAAAUAUCCGGCUCCUGUCAAGCAUCAGGUGAUUCCUUGCUCGGAUAUGGCCGGUGAGGUUGUGCAGGUCGGCGAUCUGGUUGACGGCUUUUCCGUUGGCGACUCCGUCAUCUCCCCAGUCAGCCAUGUGAUGUUGUAUGGUCCCGCAAAGAACCAUCUCCACACCCUUGGGGGACUGAAAGACGGCGUGCUCAGGGAAUAUAUGGCCCUGCCGGCACAUGCCACCAUCAAACUGCCCAAGUCGUCUCACAGCUUCACUCAGUGGGCUUCUAUGAUUACCACAGCGGGAACUGCUUGGAAUGCGCUCUAUGAGUAUGCACCACUGAAGCCGGGGCAAACGGUACUCGUUCUUGGAACUGGGGGAGUAUCCCUGACUGCCCUGAUAUUUGCUAAAGCUGCUGGUGCAACCACCAUCAUCACCUCAUCCAGCGACAAGAAGCUCGAAUUUGUGAAAUCCAAAUACGGUGCCGAUUAUACCAUCAACUAUAAGACGCACCCAAACUGGGCUGCCGAGGUGCAGCGUAUCACCAGCGGCCAAGGUGUAGACCAUGUCAUCGAGGUUAGCGGCACGGGGACGAUUAAACAAAGCAUCGAGGCCGUUGCGUGGGGUGGAGUUGUUUCUGUGAUCGGGUUCUUGUCAACUGUCUCCCAAGAAGAGAUGCCCGAUGUCACUCAACUAACAUUGGUCAAGGGAGCGGUCCUCCGUGGCAUCUUGUCUGGGUCGAAGCAGCAACUCGAGGACGCAGUCAGAUUCAUGGGCAGUCGAGAGCUUCAGAUGCCGGUGGAUAAAACAUUUGGUUUCAAUCGGGAUGAUAUAAUCGAGGCACUGAAAUAUGUCGAAUCUGGUAAGCACAUUGGCAAAGUUUGUGUCAAUUUGGAGUAG
Messenger RNA from Ilyonectria robusta, 1038 nucleotides. RefSeq lists its product as uncharacterized. The record is from RefSeq and is a predicted model, not a curated record. The transcript is spliced from 2 exons. Gene Ontology annotation, molecular function: oxidoreductase activity. NCBI's taxonomy places the organism in Eukaryota, Fungi, Ascomycota, Sordariomycetes, Hypocreales, Nectriaceae. The coding region runs from base 1 to 1038 and encodes 345 amino acids.